Messenger RNA from Salmo salar (Atlantic salmon), 1717 nucleotides. The record is from RefSeq and is a predicted model, not a curated record. Lineage: Eukaryota; Metazoa; Chordata; Actinopteri; Salmoniformes; Salmonidae.
CUUGGCAUAUACAGCCAGUGGAGUUGUGUAUGUAUGUAGGGUUGGUAGCCUCUCGCUAUAUCCUCUCUUCUCCUUUAGAGAGCUGCUCUAAUGUGCAUGCCAUCUCUAUCCUCUCUCGUCUCUUCUGGCAGGAUGUUCAUGCAUUUGGAGGUCUUUUACUGUAUCUUCAUUUUGAUGUCUCACAUGACAACGUCUUGCUGCAGCUGGUCAGUGAAUAAUUUCCUUAUGACUGGACCUAAGGUGCACCUGAUUUACUCUAGCAGCGUAGCGGCCGGGGCUCAGAGCGGCAUCGAGGAGUGUAAAUAUCAGUUUGCCUGGGACCGAUGGAACUGCCCUGAGAGAGCCCUGCAGCUGUCCACACACAGAAGCCUCCGCAGCGCGAACAGGGAGACAGCGUUUGUCCAUGCCAUCAGUUCAGCAGGGGUCAUGUACACUCUGACGAGGAACUGCAGUCUGGGGGACUUUGACAACUGUGGCUGUGAUGACACCAGGAACGGACAGCGGGGGGGUACAGGCUGGCAGUGGGGGGGCUGCAGUGACAACGUUGUGUUCGGUGAGGCCAUCUCCAAGCAGUUUGUUGACACGCUGGAGACAGGCCAGGACGCACGGGCCGCCAUGAACCUCCACAACAACGAGGCUGGACGCAAGGCAGUGAAAGGGACUAUGCAGAAGACGUGUAAGUGCCAUGGCGUCUCUGGGUCCUGCACCACACAGACCUGCUGGUUACAGCUCCCAGAUUUCAGGGAGGUGGGAAACUAUCUGAAGGAGAAGUACCACCGAGCACUGAAGGUGGACCUGCUCCGGGGGGCCGGGAACAGUGCAGCCAGUCGAGGUGCCAUUGCUGAGACCUUCAGCUCCAUCUCUCGUAAAGAACUGGUCCACUUAGAGGACUCCCCAGACUACUGCCUGGAGAACCGUACCCUGGGCCUGCCCGGCACAGAGGGCAGAGAGUGCCUGAAGAAGGGCAAGAGACUAAAUAAGUGGGAGAAGCGGAGCUGCAAGAGGCUGUGCGGGGAGUGUGGUUUAGCCGUGGAGGAGAGGAAGGCUGAGCUGGUGUCGAGUUGCAAUUGCAAGUUCCACUGGUGCUGCACGGUAAAGUGCGAGCAGUGCCGCAAGACGGUGACCAAGUACUUCUGCGUGAAGAAUGGGGGGCAGAGGGGGAAGAACGAGAGCGCCGGCAGCCGUAGGAAGAACCUGAGGCUGAGGAAGAAGCACUGAGCAGCAUCCAUCUUCCUCACCAUCAUCAUCAUCAUCACUGCCACACGCCAUGUCUUCUCACAAGCUGAUUUUCACAGACCUCUGUGCACCGAAACUGUGCCCCUCUCAAAUAUUUCUACAACACGCGUUCUGCUUUUGUUCUAAAGACAUAAUUGAAAAUGUAUUUAUUGAAUAAGACUAGUAUUGUUAUUAUCCUAAUCAAAUGUUUAAUAGUGGGGGAGAAAAUGUGUAAAAAAAACAUGUUGAUAAAACGACAUGAUAGAGAAAGAAGGGAUACUAUUACUUGUCUAGAACUGAUGGUAUACAUAUAUUUAACAGUAUAUAUUUUUUUACUUUUUCCCCCAAUUAUAUAUAUCAUUAUAAGUCAUUGGGCAUUUAAAGCAUGUUACAUAUGGCCGCUCUGAAUAAUCUCCUUCAUAUUUGAUAGCUUGAACAACUCUUCCUAAACGGUCAGUCCACAGCAUACCUCAACAACUUCUUAUUUAUUGUCAUAAGUACC